This is a messenger RNA of Sipha flava (yellow sugarcane aphid), 3054 nucleotides long. RefSeq names its product tektin-4-like. Gene Ontology annotation, biological process: cilium movement involved in cell motility; cilium assembly. NCBI's taxonomy places the organism in Eukaryota, Metazoa, Arthropoda, Insecta, Hemiptera, Aphididae. The coding region runs from base 351 to 1781 and encodes 476 amino acids. The record is from RefSeq and is a predicted model, not a curated record. Gene Ontology annotation, cellular component: nucleus; microtubule cytoskeleton. The transcript is spliced from 6 exons.
AUACAUAAUAAUUAACGUGUGUUAACCAUAUCCAUUACUUCUAUUAUUAUAGAAAAAUCAAAUUGACCAUAUUAAAAAUAUAUUGGAAAUCCAUUCCCUCCUCCCUUCCCCUCGAUAUGGAUUUUAAACGUUUGAAUACAAUAUUCAAUUAUAUAUAAUUACACACGUUUAUACCAAUAAUCCGUCCGCGAACAUGAUUUAUUUGUUAAAUUUUUAGACUUCUACUCAGCAUCCAUAACGUUUCAUAAUAAUUGGUUUUCCAAUUAAAUUAAUCGCUAUCUUUGAAGUCCACAUACAGUAUCAUAUUAUUAUUAACCGUUUGCGAUGUACAUAACAAACAUCCCAAAUGUAUGUUAUUAAAAUCGACUCAAAACCGUUCUACAACAUUAAAUUAUGGAGGUUUUUUUUUACAAGUAUCUCACAUUAUGGAUAAACCUCUGGAAAAACAGCUCACGAUGUGCGAAAUGAUACUAGACGAUCGUACACGUGAAACCUGCAACACCGAUCAACGACUAUCGUGCACACGUUACGUGCGUCCAUGCGAUGAAACUGACGAAAAGUUGCGACGGGACAGCGGCGGCUAUUACUCGUUCGACCAGUGGCAGAAACACAACGAGAAGUUGCUCAACCGAUCGGUUCGAGGAUAUCAUCAAUCAAACGUGGUCGAGUACAACGUGCAGCGCGCGAUCAAUACGUUGUCCGCGUCGGUGGACAAAUACGCGUUGGACAGUACCAACAAAAUCGCAGGGACAGCUAGGCGCAUAGACGCGUGGAGGCUGGACGUGCUUCAGGCGUUGGAGAGCGUACGAGACGAAAUCGCUUUGCUGUUGUCGAGCAAACAAAAACUUCAGAAGGCGCAGACGGCCUUGGGCGUGAUACGUUCCAUAUCCGUCGAGUGCCUAGAACGUCGGUCGUUCAGAUUAGCCGUGGACCUCACGUUGGACCCGGGACAAGUGGAACUCGUGAAAGAAAAGGAACUGAUCGACGAAAUUGACGAUCUGUUCUGUCGCACAUUGUGCCAGCUUAAGGAUCAAUUGAACAGCAAUAAAACUAUAAAGUAUCGACUCGAAGAGAACUGGAGCAAUAAGAAUCAGUCCAUGAAAAUAGACACUAUGAAUUUAAGUCUAAAUAUUCAGUCGCCGAUUAUAAUGUCACACACCAACGUGAUAGAAGAUUCAGAGAACGCCUGCUUGUCAGUGCCAGAAUGGGAAAUGGCUGUCAAAAAUUUAUACGAAGAAGCUAAACGAACUAUGAACGACUCGACGUUAUUGAGAUCCAUAGUAGACGAUGCCGUGCUCAAAAAAAGCGCAAAGAGAUUAAGGGAUCAAGCUGAUGCAGUAGACAUAGCCUUGGCGCGGUUCAUAUCUGAUACACAACACGUUGAACAAGCUCUAGGAAAUGACUUGAAACAAGUUGUCCAACGUCUAGGCGAUUCCGAGAAUUUAAUCGGUGGUCUUCUGCGUGUUAUAACGAAUCUAGAAAAGGCAAAAAUGACCGCCGAGACGAGAUUGUAUAACCGAUUGAAACGUCCGGAAGAUGAAAACUUCAAGGACAGCGCACAAUCGAGCAUUCUCUCGGAAGUCAAAAGUCUCCAAGAACAAUUGGACACGUUGAACUACCAGUUGCACUGUGCCAGAACUGGUCACUUGGGCUUGAAAGAGGCUCGUUCGCAACUCGAGGAUGAGGUUCGCGUCAAAAGAAAAACUCUCUGGACCGAUACCAUUCGAUGUCAAAAAGUUCGGGCUUUUUAUCCGUCCGUAAGCGCACUGAUUGGCCACUAGAACACCGGAGGGUUCAAAGGCCUCACGCAACUCGGUUAUCAUUCGAUUAUAACUCACUUUUUGAACAGGAAACCGGUCACCUGUUCAACGGUCAUGUGCUUGAAAGUCAUUUGUGUACAGAAAUAUUUGUCUUGAAAAUAAUGUGCUCGAAAAAUGUAUUUGUUCAAAAUUAAUAACUUCGAAAAUAUAUUUUUGACCAUUGAUUAGAUACGAAUGUACGGUACAGACACCCACGAUGUAUGCGUUUAAAGAUCCUUGAGAUGAUUUAACAGUCUAGAUUAGAACAAUGACGGUUUCGUGGUAAAAAAAAGUUUUAGAUCGAAAAAAGAACACACGACAGUCCUAUAUUCUAAUAUUUAUUUUGACAUAUUUAUACUAAAUUACUUUACAUAUUAGAUACCAAGGCAUACAGGAAUCGCGGAAAAUUAAUUCACCCACAAGCUAGUAAGAUCCUCGAUAUCCCUCAGAUGCGCCCCCCUCCCUUGAGUAAGAAAAUUUCAUGGACUGACUUUAUCCUCGACCUUAGAAUUUGUAUAACCAAUCUAUGGCUUAAAGUCUGAGAAUGAAUCACUCCCACCUCACUUUACCAAUUGGUACAGAAUUAUAUCUCCGACUAUCCCACCACUUCCCUGGGUUCACAACUUCAAUAUCUCUAGGAAAAAUAUAAUAUCGUUCUCCUGUAUCCGCUUUGACCACAUAUUACUUCCUUAUCAUUCCUUUAAACUUCCAUUGAAAGUCCAUUGAACUUCACACAUUUCACAAUGAUCCCAUGGCUUAUGAUAUUGACCAGCUAUCUUCAUUUGCUCUAGUCAUAUCACCCUAAUAUGACCAUCUAUUUUCACUUUUCAAUUUAUCCGACAUUCCUUUUGAUACACAAAAUAUUUAUUUACAUCAACAAACAAAUAUCAUACUCAAUAUACUUAAUAUUCUCAAUUUAUUAUCUGUUUUAAGUUAUACAGAAUUUUUAAUUUAUCUGUCUUUCUGUAAGUAACUUAUAAUUUUUAUAUUGUACUUCUUUUGUUUCUCGUUUCGUAAUUGUCGAAACUAUACUCGUAUGUUUAAACAAAGUUUAAAAAAGUGUACAAAUACCUCUUAGUUAUUAUUAAAAUCAACAUAAUAAACAUUAUAAAAUAUUUUCUUGGUAAUCAAAAAGUGGAAAAAUGUAGACAUCACAGAGUCCAAAACUGUUACCACCUACAAAUUCACAACCUAACAUUAUAAAUAUUCUUUUAAUUUAUUUUUAAUUAGUAGUAAUUUCAUUAUAAUAAUAAUA